Cataglyphis hispanica is the source of this 3614-nucleotide messenger RNA. Its product is annotated as paired mesoderm homeobox protein 2A-like. NCBI's taxonomy places the organism in Eukaryota, Metazoa, Arthropoda, Insecta, Hymenoptera, Formicidae. Gene Ontology annotation, molecular function: DNA-binding transcription factor activity, RNA polymerase II-specific; RNA polymerase II transcription regulatory region sequence-specific DNA binding. Gene Ontology annotation, biological process: regulation of transcription by RNA polymerase II. The transcript has 3 exons. Bases 1 to 960 code for a protein of 319 amino acids. The record is from RefSeq and is a predicted model, not a curated record.
AUGGACUACUCGUAUCUGAACCAGGCCGCGGCCGCGGCGGCCGCCGGCUUCGAGGCGUCCAGCUGCGCCCUGGCCGCCGGCGAGAUGCAAUGCAGCUACGGCGACCUGAGCUCGUGCUCGCAGAUGAGCCAGGCGGCUUAUCGCUACACCGCGGCACGGGCCGCCGGCUAUCCCGGUAACGCGGCGGCCGCCGCCGGCGCCGCGGCCGCGGCCGCCGGCACGCCGCUUACGGCCCAUCAUACCGCGCACUCCCACACCCACGCGCACCACGGGGCCCACUCAACCCCAUGCUCCGUAAUGGCCGCCAGGUCCCAAGAAGUUCACCGGCACGCCGCCUCCAUCUUCCCGUCGGCCAUCAAUCUCCAGAGUGGUUUGGGAUAUAAAGCUUAUUCAGGGCAUGAUGGCCUCGCGGAGAAGAGGAAACAACGUCGGAUACGAACAACAUUUACGUCAGCCCAGCUGAAAGAACUGGAGCGUGCAUUCCAGGAGACGCAUUAUCCAGACAUCUACACCAGAGAAGAAAUCGCUAUGAAAAUCGAUCUGACGGAAGCCAGAGUGCAAGUAUGGUUCCAGAAUCGGCGGGCGAAGUUUCGCAAGCAGGAAAGACUGGCCCAGCAAAAGUCGACGUCGCAGAGCGGCAUCGGGGCCGACAGCGGCGCGUCUAGUCCCGUCACCGGCACUGUCAAAGCGGAGGGACGCUCGCCGAGGAGUCCGGCGACGCCGCCGGGUAGCUCGAACAGCGUUCUGUCGUCGAACGAGAUCAAGCCGAUCGCCAACCAGAGCCUGGUGAACGUGAAGCACAGCGGGGACGGCACCGGCGACGGCACCGGCUCGCCCAGCGCUCGCAGCAGCGGCGGCGGCAGCGGUACCUGGGGCUCCUGCAGUCCCAGGCCCUUCUCGGCGGCCUUGCCGCCCUACCUCCUCGAUCCGUUGCCUCUGAAGACCGCGAAUCUCUAUUAAAUCAGUCUCUCCAUAUCGGCCCGGCCGGCGUGUGGUGUAAAUACGAGAAAGAGCCGCUCGAUUCUCGCGAACACGCGGAAACGACACCGUGUUCAGGGAGAGGUCUUUUUUCUUUUUUUUUUUCUCCCGGGCCCCAGUUUCCCGCAAUCGAUCGGCUAUAGUCCAAACCGUAUACGCGCGGUAUCCUUGAAUAUUCAAAGGACCUCGAUUAGGACGCACAUAUUUUUGACAGAGAUACCUUAGACAGUCGGGAAAACGGGAAACAGAUGUGGAUUGCUUGCUUUGAAGCAGCGUCUGUUAAGAUAUAUUUCAAGCUUUGGACGCACGGGAGAUAUAGAGCGUUAUUCGAAUGACGCGAAUCGAGCUGUUAGAAUCAAGGUCGAGGUAAAUAUCAUUUAAUAAAUUUUGGUAUUAUUGUACGAAGAAUGAAGACAUUAGAAGGAAGCCAAUUGGAUAUUGUCUUUUAAAUUUUUGCCGGAGAAGAAAUAAUUUUUGACACAUCAAAUUUCAAGGAAAUGUAGUGUGCUAUGCUUGUUUGGCAUUCCUGUGAUAAGUGUAUAAAUAUUUGAGUAAUAUAUUAUUAAUAUAUAUAUUUCCUUGAUAACUUUUUGUAUUAUCUUAAUAUGUUGGCGUAUUUGUAGAUAAUAGUUAUAUCAUGUGAAAUAUUAUUUCUGCCAUAUUCAUACAGAUGUUGCAUUGUAUUUAUGUUGUACCAAAGAGUAAUUUUAAAAGGAGAUAUAACUUGGGAAAUGCUGCUUUAAAGUAUCGCUAUCUAGUUUGAAAUUGAAACUACUGAUCCAAAAUAAAAUGAAAUGAAUGGAUUUAAACUCGUAUCAGAUUCAAAUUUUGAUUAAUAUUAUAGAGAAUAAUAGAGUUGCAAAGCAUCAAUUUCAGAUAUAAAUGUUAAUGUUCCCGAGAAAUCAAACCGAAACAAGAGAUUGUAGAAUAUUAAUUUUUUUUUAAAUAUAUCUGACUUGUGCAAAUGCAAACAAUCCCAUAUUUUUGAAAUACAAAAAAAUUAAUUUAAACGUAAUACAUUUUAAAUUAUGAGUAAAGAAUUAAGUAAAAGAAGACACUUCCUUUACGCACACGCAAAUUUAUUAUUUUUAUAUCUCCUUAAUUUUUGUAAAUAAAUUCUUUUUCCGGAAAAAUAUUUAAUGAAGCAAUAAGUUUGAACGAAAUAAAUUCAUUCUACUAGAUAGAGAAUUAUUGUCUUCGUUAAUUCAAUUAUAAGAUAUAAUCUGAAAAUAAUCUAAAUAUAUUACGUCAUUUUCGAUUACUUACUCUUUUCAUUAUAAUUAUAUGUAUAAGGAAGAAAACUGAGCUUUAUAUUCGAAGCGAUGAAAACGCUACAGAGCAUCACUAUAAUUCUCGAGGGACGUUAAACUCUCAUUUCUGGCAUGUGCUUCUCAUCUCUAUUAUUUUUCUUCGAUAAUGCCGAGGUAGAAUUAACAAGAAACACAGCGUAGAAUAAUAUGUAUAAAAAUACUAUUAAUCUCGCCGACGUUACACACCGGAUUUAACUAACACUUAAUUCACCAAGAUUGAUUUGAAUAUUGAAAAUUAUAAUCAUGUCGCGAGAAUCUACUGCGAUAUUAAUUAUGUAACAAGUAGCAGAGAACACUUAUAUUUCCACAGUGAAAUCCUUGAUACAAAUAUCGAGUGUAUUUUGCGCUGAUUUAAUGCAAUUACAACGAUUCUGUCGAAUAAUUGAUCGAUUAAACAUUAAAACAGCGAUCAAUAGAGAAAAAGGGAAAAGAGCGAAAUUUUACUUGGUGUCGAUAUAAAAAUAAUUCUCGAUAUAUGAAAAAAUUUAUUUUAUGCCAAAUUAAAAAAGAAUUUCUGAAAAUUAAUUUAUAUUAAUCAGUUUUAAUUAAUUUUUAAUUAAUUUUUGUUAAUUUAGAGUUGAUUGAGUUUUUACAAAUUUAUCAAAAUAUUUUCCAGCUACAUUCAAAAUAUCUUCUCAAACUAUCUAAAAUUCGAUAUAACUAAAGCCAAAUUCAAUUAAAAUUUUGUCAGUUUGACUGGCUAUUAAUUACGUUAAUUCUAUAUACACUACUUAAAAAAAAUAGGAAACAUUUUUUAUACUCUACAAAUUGGGCUAUUUUUAAACCGCUGAAACUUGACAAAAAAUCGUAAACACAAAAUUAAAAAAACAUUUUGAAGCUUGAAAUUUCAACUUUGAACAUGCUAUCAGUGAUUUAAAAAAAUUUUGUUAUUUUCCUUAUUCUGUGCUUUAAAAAAGAACAUAGUUUUGUUCCUUAAAAUUUGUUUCCUUAAAAUUAUGUAUCUUUGACACUCUGCAAAUUGAUAAAAAAAAUUUCUUUUAAAAAAUUUAACUCAAGUUCAAAAACUGCAACAUUUUGCCUAUAAAAUGCUUUUUAAAAAUUUCUUACGAUUUUUUUACCAAGUUCUAUGAAACUAAACUAUAUUUUUCUAUAAUGUCGAUAGUCGACGAAAAAUCAUCGUAGACAAAAAAAUAAAAAAAUAUUUUGAAGCUUGAAGUUUCAACUUUAAGGCGCUGUCAGUGAUUUUAAAAAAUUUUAUUAUUUUCUCAUUUCUAAAAAAUACACAUUGGUCAAAAAAAUCGUAGAAAAAUUUUUGCAAAAGUAUUUUGUAGGCAAAAUGUUAUAAUUUAUGGAACUUGAAUUAAA